Messenger RNA from Batrachochytrium dendrobatidis JAM81, 1061 nucleotides. RefSeq lists its product as uncharacterized. The record is from RefSeq and is a predicted model, not a curated record. NCBI's taxonomy places the organism in Eukaryota, Fungi, Chytridiomycota, Chytridiomycetes, Rhizophydiales. Gene Ontology annotation, molecular function: protein binding. The transcript is spliced from 2 exons. Bases 1 to 906 code for a protein of 301 amino acids.
AUGCAAGUUCGCUUGCUAAAUAACUGGGCAUCUGGCACUCUCGAACCACACGGAAUAACAGGCCACACCGAUUCUGUCUAUUGCAUACAGUAUGAUUCAGAAAAGCUUGUUACGGGCUCACGAGACCGUACCAUUUGCUUUUGGGACAUUCAUACUCGUAAAUGCUACAGAACAUUAACUGGCCACACUGGAUCUGUCUUGUGCUUAUAUUAUGACGACGAUAUCCUUGUGUCUGGAUCUUCUGACACCACAUUAAUUGUAUGGGACAUAAAAACUGGCGAGAUUAGACAUAGGAUGGUUGGACACACUCAAGCGGUAUUGGAUUUGAGAUUUGAGGGCAAUACACUGUAUACGUGUUCUAAAGAUAACACGAUUAGAGUAUGGACUAUAUCCACUGGCGAGCUUGCUCUUACUUUGGAAGGCCAUCAUGCAGCUGUUAAUGCUAUUCAUAUUCACAAAAACCGAUUGGUUUCCGCUUCAGGAGACUGUCUUGUAAAAAUGUGGGACCUCAACACUGGAGUAUGCCUUCGCGACUUUAGUGGCCAUACCCGUGGUCUUGCAUGUGUUCAGUUUGAUGGUAAAAUAAUUGCAUCUGGAUCCAACGACAAGAGCAUCAAGAUUUGGGAUUCCGAAACUGGAGAGUGUCUGCGCACUCUGGUUGGCCACGAAGACUUGGUACGAACACUAUGUUUUGACACCAAGCAUCUUGUCUCUGGUGGAUAUGAUCAGUCCAUCAAGGUAUGGAAUAUGAAGACUGGUGACCUUAUGCUAGAUCUGAAAGAUGCGCACACCAGCUGGGUAUUCCACGUGCAGCUUGACCCUUCCAAGAUUGUUAGUGCUAGUCAGGACCGGAAGGUUAUGAUCUGGGACUUUAGUAAUGGCGAGGAUGUAAACGAUAUACUUUAGGCGGCAAAUACCCGAAUCAGCAGGGGUAUGAAGCUUAGCAGUUUGAUUAUUCUUUAAACAAUUGCAUUGAUAAUAAUAACAACGUUGCCAUUAUGGUUCGUUAUAAAAUUAAAACAAGCACGCGAUUGAUAGAAUCGUAUGCCAUUUCAAUAAUU